This is a messenger RNA of Laccaria bicolor S238N-H82, 339 nucleotides long. RefSeq lists its product as uncharacterized. The transcript is spliced from 2 exons. The coding region runs from base 1 to 339 and encodes 112 amino acids. NCBI's taxonomy places the organism in Eukaryota, Fungi, Basidiomycota, Agaricomycetes, Agaricales, Hydnangiaceae. The record is from RefSeq and is a predicted model, not a curated record.
AUGACUCGAGCGGCGCCGACAUCAAAAUCCGUUGUGGAGGAAACCUGGGAGAAAAUGAAUGCGGCAACAACUGCCCUAGUGGCUACAAUGGUAUACACUGUGCCAAAGGUGAACGUUGCGUAUGCGAGGAUGGCACGAAUUGUCCUGAAUUUGGCCCAUGUCAAUGUCCAAGCAAGCAUGUUGCUGCCAACGGACGAGCAUAUGGCUACUCAGUCUGCGGAACGGUCAAUUCAGAUGGAUCGUGCGCUUGAUGCUGGAGACCCGUCUUUAAAUAAUUUGUUGUCGGUAGUAUCAUCAUGUACUCGGGCUGAGCUCGUCGCGGACAACAAGAUUUGCUGA